AUGUUCCGACGCCGGACAGUCUACAUCCUCCUCAGCCUCCUCGCCGCCAUCCUAGUCGGCACCGUCGUCGUUCUCUCUUCCAUCUCCUAUUACCUCUCCAUCGACACCAAGGCUUACCUCACCGAGGCCGAGCUCGAUGCGCCUUUCAAUGCUACAGAGCCUUGGAAUGCGACGGACCAUGGAAUGGUCGAACGUAUCCCGCGUAUCCUUCAUCAGACGUGGAAGACGGAGACCCUGCCGGAGAAGUGGGCUGAUGUCUCUCAAGGCUGUCGGGACUUGAUGCCGGACUACGACUACAUGUUAUGGACUGACGCUAGCUCACGAGAGUUUAUCUCCGAAAACUACCCCUGGUUCUUGGAGACCUUUGACGGCUACAAGUACCCCAUUCAGCGCGCCGACGCCAUCCGGUACUUCAUCCUUCAUCAUUAUGGCGGUGUCUACCUGGACCUCGACAUCGGAUGCUUGCGUCCGCUCGACCCGCUCUUGGUCUACCCCCCACGACACCCGUUCAUGGAGCAGCUGAUUCACGGCCUCAUGGGAUUCGACCACAGUUGGGUCCUCAACUACCCCACCGUCAUGUUCAGCACGGGACCCAUGUUCGUGUCUGCGCAGUACGGGCUGUAUACGUCGACGCAUCCGGCUACCCUUGCGCAGCCCGGUGGCGAACUUCGCGUCCUGCCAAAGGCGCUCUAUGGGAAGAACGCGAAGCCCGGCGAGGCGCCGCACUCAUUCUUCUCGCACUAUUAUGGGAGCAGCUGGCAUGCAGACGACGCUGCCUUCAUCGGUUUCCUCGGCAAGUGGGGCAAGGGCCUCAUGUGGGCAGGUCUCGUCGUCUUCAUCCUCGGCGUCAUCAGGCUUGCGCUCGCGCCCGCUGCGCGCCGUCGCAAGUACCGCCUCAGACGCAUCGGUGGCUACGAGGUUAUGAUGCCGCGUUGGGUGCAGCGAGAUGGCAGAUGGUAUCUCGACCUCGGUUGGUUUGGCCUGCCCUCCUCGGGCGCCGGGACACCGACGCAUCCCGCCUCUCCCAUCUCCCUCCCGAGCGAAACCUCUGAUGCUGAUGAGGAGGAUGUACAACUCCUGCCGCUGUCGUUUGCGCCAAGGUCGUCGUCGCCCGCGCCAUCAGAAUCGUCAUCAGUCAUGGAUUCUAUGGACUCUGUCUCGUCUUCGUGGCAACGCCCAACCGGCGGGUCGCCUCUCGACGUCGUCCGGCGCGCAAGUCGCCGCGUCAUGACGUCGAUCUUCGGGGGGCCAGACUCACCAGAGCUGCCUCCGUCGCGGCGCAGGCGCAGCCGGGGCGUACUGUUCUUCCUCCCCGCCUUCCUCUCGACCUCCCCGGAGAUCGAGCUCGCGCGCGGGCGCUCACGCUCGAGGUCCGUGCACCUCGCACCCUCAAUCUCGCGAUCGACAAUACAUCUGCCGCCGGAGAAACGGCAGCACGACGAGGAGGCGGGCGCCUUCCUCCCCGCGCCGAGCGGCCGACCACACGGCGGCCGGUCAAACUCGACUGUGUCAUCCUCAUCGACGCUCUUGUGA
Messenger RNA from Fomitopsis serialis, 1533 nucleotides. Its product is annotated as nucleotide-diphospho-sugar transferase. Bases 1 to 1533 code for a protein of 510 amino acids. Gene Ontology annotation, biological process: mannosyl-inositol phosphorylceramide biosynthetic process. Lineage: Eukaryota; Fungi; Basidiomycota; Agaricomycetes; Polyporales; Fomitopsidaceae. Gene Ontology annotation, molecular function: mannosyltransferase activity. The transcript is spliced from 3 exons. The record is from RefSeq and is a predicted model, not a curated record.